AUGGUGAAAAAACAAAAGAAAGUGAGUGAAGACAAAUUGGAAUCCUCUUUACAAAAGAUAAUUCAAGAUAGAUAUUAUAAACAGAGCAAUUGGCUGGAGAUUUUACCAUUGAUAAUAACAAAACUUCAACAGUAUGAAUCCUACGAAGAAAUUAAACCCCAGGUCAUUAAACUAGUCGAUCAUUUGAAUAAUUAUUUCCACGAAAGCCCUCCUUUUACCAUUUUGAGAUUGAGUGAACUAUUAAUAGACCCAACUAAACAAGGUUAUAAAUUAGAUAAUGAGAGGAACAUCAAGAAAUAUAUCAAUUCGUUAUCCAGUGUCAUAGUGGUAUCGUCCACAGUUAAAGAUUUUCCCGAUCCAGAACCUAAGACUGAUGUUAAAGAGCCCUAUGAAGAUAUUCCAUUAAUCAAAAUUCCAUGGUUAGAAGAAGCCAAAGCCAAAGAGAAGGCUAAAAAGCUCAAGCAGACAAAGGGAGAUUCAACUCCCGAUAAAAGAUUAUCUGAUAGUGAAGAACCACCACAUAAACGAAACAAACCUGAUGAUUCCAUAGACUCUUCUAUUGAUUCAUCUCCAGUUAGAGGAGAUUCCGAUAUGGAAACAAGCGAUAUCAAUGGAUCGGAAUCACCUAAUCAAGAAUAA
Yamadazyma jaroonii is the source of this 639-nucleotide messenger RNA. The record is from the annotation of a GenBank genome assembly. Lineage: Eukaryota; Fungi; Ascomycota; Pichiomycetes; Serinales; Debaryomycetaceae.